This is a messenger RNA of Salvia hispanica, 1523 nucleotides long. RefSeq names its product cytochrome P450 93A3-like. Lineage: Eukaryota; Viridiplantae; Streptophyta; Magnoliopsida; Lamiales; Lamiaceae. The record is from RefSeq and is a predicted model, not a curated record. Gene Ontology annotation, molecular function: iron ion binding; heme binding; oxidoreductase activity, acting on paired donors, with incorporation or reduction of molecular oxygen.
UAAUGGCUGAAAUUCAAGAAUAUAUCAUUUUCUUCCUCAUAUGGCUCGUCUCCGCCAUUCUAACACAUUCAUUCUUCAGAAAUCGUUCUUCCAAGAGACUCCCUCCGAGCCCUCUAGCCCUCCCAAUCAUCGGCCAUCUCCAUCUCCUUGCUCCAAUACCUCACCAAGCAUUAGCCAAGCUCUCAAAGCGCCAUGGCCCAUUGAUUCAUUUAUCUCUUGGCUCAGUUCCUUGCAUAGUUGCUUCAUCGUCCGAGGUCUGCAAGGAGCUGCUCAAAACACACGAAAGUUCCUUCCUAGACCGGCCUCAAACAGCUGCAACCGACUACCUGACAUAUGGCUCCCAAGACUUCUCCUUUGCGCCUUAUGGAACUUACUGGAAGUUCAUGAAGAUGGUGUGCAUGUCACAGCUUCUCGGUGGACAGACGCUAGACCUACUACAGCCCGUCAGGCGCCACGAGAUAAAGCAGCUCAUUUGGUCCUUGGCAAGGAAAGAUGGGAAAUCAGUUGACAUUGGGAAGGAGCUUAUUAUGAUGUCAAACAAUGUGAUUUCAAGAAUGAUAAUGAGUGAGAGGUGCUCUGAAGACGAAGACGAGGCUGGAGCAGUGAGGAAACUGGUUCAAGAAACUGCAGAGCUCACUGGGAAAUUCAACUUAUCUGACUACAUUUGGUUCUGCAGGAAUUUGGACCUGCAGGGAUUUGGGAAGCGGUUGAAGGAGGUUCGUGACAGGUUUGACGAGAUGAUGGAGAGGAUCAUCGAAGAACAUCAAACUGCUAGAAGGAAAUCAAAAGAAAAUUUUGAAGAAAGUGAAAUUGUGAAAGAUCUGCUCCACAUUUUACUUGAUAUAGCAGAAGAUGGUAGUUCAGAAGUAAAGUUAACUAGAGAAAACAUCAAGGCUUUCAUCCUAGACUUAUUUGCAGCUGGAACUGAUACAUCAGCCAUCACUGUAGAAUGGGCAUUAGCAGAACUGAUCAAUCAUCCAAACAUCCUGCAAAAAGCAGUGCAAGAAAUCGACUCUUUUGUAGGGAAAGAAAGACUAGUCCAAGAAUCAGAUAUACCGAGCCUCCCAUACCUACAAGCCAUUGUGAAGGAAACACUUAGGCUUCACCCCACAGGGCCUAUGAGUGUUAGGGAGUCCAGUGAGGACUGCACCGUUGCAGGGUACGACAUUCCAGCUAGGACACGGCUGUUUGUCAAUAUUUGGGCGAUCAACAGGGAUCCUAACCACUGGGAAGAUGCACUUGAGUUCAAGCCAGAGAGGUUCCUUUCUAAGGACUUGGAUGUGAGGGGGCAGCAUUAUCAUUUCUUGCCAUUUGGGACGGGGAGACGAGGUUGCCCGGGGACUACUUUGGCAUUGCAGGUUGUUCAGACAACCUUAGCCGCACUGAUCCAGUGCUUUGAGUUUAAAGUCGAGGGAGGGAAGAGCAGCGUCGAUAUGGAAGAGGGGGUCGGGAUCACUCUUCCGAGGGCUCAUCCACUGAAAUGCAUCCCAGUAUCCAGACUCAGUUCUAUUCUAUCCAUGUAA